CAGUAGCUUACGCAUCGUCCUCUGUGUUCUGCGUCGUGACUACUGCUCCUCUUGUGAUAGGCAGGGAACGCGAUAAGUACGCGAUAGCGCGCCGGUCGUCGCGUCGAGAGCAUCGUCGGUAGAGAGGAGGGAUAACUGUUGGACCAGUGCGAGAGAGUGUGGACGGUGAGAAAGAUGAGGAGUGUCGGCGAAGGACGGUGAAAGGGAAACGGGAGAGAUAAUCAAAGGCGCGAGAGAGGCAUCUCUGGUCCGAUAAAGAUCGACCGGCAAAAUAAGCCGCAAAAGGAGGAAGGAGGAUCGAGCUGGGGCGAGCUCGACUUCCUCGAGCCUCGCCCGCAGCAAAGCCUUGGAAUCAUCCGGCGGCGGCCAGUUCGCCGAUUACUCCGCAGCCGGCGAAUUCGAAAUCUGGGGCGAGGAGCACCAGUAUCGGCUCGCAAAUGGCUUAGAAGCCUCCUUGCAGCCGCAGGAAGAGCCACCUUCGUCGCGUGCAAACCCGAGUCAACAGCAGCACUCGCCAUCGUCGCAGGCUCAGGUUCAACGAGGCGAGGGUGGCUCCAGCCUGAGGCCGCUGCUGCACGUCGCGCACUGCGAGUUGCAUUCGCCUCGGGACGCCGAGUUGUUGAGGCUCGACCAGCUCGACAACUACGAGCAGCAGCAGCAGCAGCAGCAACAGCAGCAGAAGGCGCAGCAAGCAGCGGCCGAGCAAGCUGAUCGGGACGCCUACGCGAUGAUGGACAACUACCACAACCCCGUGCCACCGCCGCUACCCAGGAGGCACGUCAGUCAUUCCCUGGUGCCUGGUCAUUUAAUGGUGCAGUCACCCUAUAUGCUGCCACCUCAACAGCAGCAAGUCGGCGUGGGUACCUUGGGUCCAGGCCCGGGUACUAUGGCGGGUAACGGCGGUACCAAUCCAGUGGUGCAAGGUCAACCAGGUCCACCGGGUUUGGUGAUGCCUGGAUUCCCGAUGAGAGGUGCCGCAGUGCCACAUUACUCGCCGUACUCGCCGUCGCGUUUCCACAUCGACAAGCGCUGUCAGCAUCGCUGCACCUGGAAGUGCUUUAGCAUCGCCAUGAUCCUCGUGGUCGUCGCCCUCAGCGCGAUGCUCGCCUACUUUGCUGCUGUGAGCUCGAUGAAACAAAUUGACAACGCUAAUUGCAUUUUGGCGCAAGACGUCAAGGCUGUCACUCACGAGAAUGCAAAUGUGCACGACUCGAUAUCCACGCAAAUUCCGACUGAAGCAGAGAGUCUACCAACGAGCACAGCGGAGCACUCGAGUGCGUCAGCGGACUCGUCAGCAACGUCAUCCGAACAGCACGCGCAACAGCAGCAUCAACAACAGCAACACCAGCAUCAGCAACAUCCGAGCGACCCGCAGAUUCAACAGUCGGCUCAACAAUGGCCAGCUGUUCUGGAGCUGCAAUCUUACAACGUUGCUCACUCGGCCGUAAUACCGCCUUAUCAUUUCUGGAACACGGAGUUUCGCAACAAGCAGCCCGCUUUCAUCCGGCUCAAUCUGACUCUGCCUUGGGGCGCUAAUUUCGCCGUGUACGGGCGCAGAAACGUGGCGCCAAGUGUCACGCAGUAUGACUUUGUGGAGUUCGUCAAAGGCGGCAGGCUGGAUCACCGCUUGAAGAGAGACGUGUUCGCGUCGGCCGCCGGCGCCGCACCCGUCAGCUUUACCGCCGAUCUGCCCGGCAGUCCGGCCCUGCCGCCGGAGCCGCAGCUCGUGCCUGCCUACGCCGAGGAGGAGGUGUCCACGAUGUUUCAGCACCUGCUGGCCAAGCGGUCCAGUUACGAGCCGAUGCUGGUGAACGUCAGUCUGCUGCAGUACCUGGACACUGGCCGUUGGUUCCUGUCCGUUUACAACGACGAGCUGCAGCCCUACAAGGUCACGCUGAUCAUCACCGAGGCCGAAGGGGUUUCCACCACCUGUCCCAACGAUUGCUCGGGACGGGGUUCCUGCUACCUCGGAAAGUGCGACUGUAUCGACGGCUUUCAGGGCGCAGACUGCGGGAAGAGCGUGUGCCCGGUGCUGUGCUCGAACCACGGCCAGUACGGGGGCGGCAUGUGCCACUGCGAGGAGGGAUGGAAAGGAGCCGAAUGCGACAUCCCCUUAGCCGACUGCCAGGUCCCGGACUGCAGCAGGCACGGACAGUGCGUGCGUGGCGCCUGCGUCUGCAACCCCGGAUGGAAGGGCGACUUCUGCUCCGAGACGGACUGCCCGGAUCCGGGUUGCGGAGGUCACGGCGCCUGCGUAGCCGGCAAGUGCUACUGCAAGGCUGGCUGGCAAGGGGAGAGGUGCAACCAGGUGGAUCAGCAGGUUUACCAAUGCUUGCCCGGCUGCUCGGAGCACGGCACUUACGACCUCGAGACGGCCUCGUGCGCCUGCGAGGAGCACUGGACCGGCGUCGACUGCUCGCAGCCCAGCUGCGGCCUGGACUGCGGCUUACACGGCACCUGCGAGAGCGGGCGCUGCAAGUGUCAAGAUGGCUGGACGGGGACCAAGUGCGACCAGAAGCCGUGCGAUCCGCGCUGCGCCGAGCACGGCCAGUGCAAGAACGGCACCUGCGUCUGCAGCCAGGGCUGGAAUGGCAAACACUGCACGCUGCCGGGCUGUGAGAAUAAAUGCAGUGGACAUGGAUCGUGCACGCCGGUGGGCGGCGAGUCGAGCUGCGAAUGCUUGGCUGGCUGGGCUGGUCGUGACUGCAGCAUACCUCUUGAAACCAUCUGCGACGACGACAUCGACAACGACGGCGACGGUACUAAGGACUGUUCGGACAGCGAAUGUUGUUCCGAGCCGGUAUGUUCGGAACAUCUAAUGUGCAUCGCAAGCAAGGAUCCGGUGGAGGUAUUGCUGCGAAAGCAGCCACCAUCCGUAACUGCAACCUUCCAUCAACGCGUCAAAUUCCUUAUCGAGGAGAACAGCGUGCAGAGUUACGCCCGCACCGACGAGUACAGCGAGAGUGCGUUCUGGAGUUCCUUUGAACCGCGCCGUGUUGCCGUGAUGCGCGGGCAAGUCGUUACGGAGCAAGGACUUGGCAUCAUCGACGUCAGAGUGUCCAUCGACAAGGACCAGAAGUUUGGUUUCACUCUCACGCGUUCUGGUGGAUGGUUCGACAUCCUCGUGAACGGCGGAGGUGCAGUGACGUUGCAGUUCCAGAGGAGUCCCUUCAAACCAAUGACUCGCACCGUGUUCGUGCCCUGGAAUCAGAUUGUCGUGCUGCCACCGGUCGUGCUCACCAUCGACGACGAGGCAGACAGCGUCAAGCCGAUCAAUCAACCGCCCAGUCCACCUAUUGUAGCCAAAUCGACGCUGGGCACACCAGGUUUUCCAGGCUUCUCGGCAUCGUUAUUCGACGAGCAUGGUCCAUGCAUGGAACACGACCACGAGAGUCUUCGGCCGAUAAUCGUCAGCACGUGGAUGCCAGAAAAGCUUGGAGGACUGCCAGGCAAGAGUCUCGUGUUCGCCGAAACUCAGAUCGUUCAAGAAAGCAUCGCCAUCCCGGGCUCGAACCUGCACCUGAUGUAUCGCAGCAGCCAAGCGGCCGGUUAUCUGUCAACCGUGAAGAUGCAGCUCACCGGGCCGUACAUCCCGAAAACACUGACUCACGUGCACGUUCACGUGGAGAUCGAGGGCUCGGUACACACGAAAACCUACGAAGCCGACCCGCAGCUCACGCACACCUUUGCCUGGAGCAAGCGCAACGUUUACAAGCAGAAGGUCUACGGCGUGGCGCAGGCUCGCGUGUCCGUCGGCUACCAGUACUCGAGCUGCCCGCAAAUCAUCUGGGAAACGCAGACGGCCACGCUGCAAGGCUUCGACGUGGACAUCUCUGACGUUGGUGGCUGGGGUCUGGACAUUCAUCAUCACUACAACUUUCACGAGGGUAUACUGCAGAAGGGCGACGGCUCGACGUUACACUUCAAGCAGUACCCGCGCAAAGUGAACGUGGUUAUGGGCACCGGCCAGCGGCGAGAUCUGUCGGGCCAGAACUUUGAUGGCCUGGCCAAGGACGCGAGGCUGCUGACGCCCGUGGCGCUGACCAGCGGACCCGACGGCAGUAUUUACGUAGGAGACUUUGAUCUCGUCCGACGCAUCACCCCCGAGGGCAAUGUUUACACGGUUCUCAUUCUCAGCGCGACGCAAGUUGCCUACCAGUAUUAUCUGUGCGUGUCGCCGGCGGAUGGGCAUCUUUACAUAAGCGACCCGGAAAAGCAUCAGAUUCUUCGCACGCUUACCUUAACCGACGUGAAGGACCCGAGGAUUAACAUCGAGCCCGUGGUUGGCAAUGGCGAGAGGUGCAUUCCUGGUGACGAAGGACAUUGUGGCGACGAAGGACCGGCCGAUAAGGCUAAGCUUGCGCAUCCUAAAGGCAUCGUCAUAGCGGCGGACAAAACGAUGUUCAUAGCGGACGGCACCAACAUCCGGGCGGUCGACCCCAACGGCAUUAUCCACACGCUGGUGGGUCACCACGGCCACCACAACCGCUGGUCCCCGGCACCCUGCGUCGGCGCCAUUCCCGCUCAACAGGCACAACUGCAAUGGCCUACGGGGCUCAGCCUGUCGCCGCUCGACGGCUCGUUACAUUUCAUCGACGAUCGACUGGUUCUCAAGCUGACCAGCGACCUGAAAGUUCGAGUGGUCGCCGGCACUCCGCUGCACUGCGCCGGUGGCAGUGGCGGCAGCGGCGGCGGCGGCGGCGGCGGCGUAGGCGGGGGCGGCGGCGCGAGCAACGCCGAGGUGCAGAAGAGCGCUGGCGCCGCGACCAACGCCAGCCUGCUGCUCGGGACUAAGAAGACCGACGAGGUGUUGGGCUCGGUCUUGGCCAUCUCGUUCGCGCCCAACGGCGAGCUCUACAUUGCCGCCAGAGAUUCUCACCGAGUGAACAGCAUUCGCGUCGUCGAUUCAGCCGGCAAGAUGUCGCACUUUGCAGGCCAACAGAAGGAGGACAUGAGGGAGCAAUGCGAGUGCAACAACACCACUCCGAGCUCCAGUGACUCCGAAGUGAACUGUGGUUGCGCCGACGAGUCAAGUAGCACUGAAACGCUGCUCUCCUCUAACGCCAAGUUCACCUCUAUUUCGGCACUGACUGUCUCGCCGGACGGUAUUGUUCAUGUUGCCGAUCAGGGCAGCUUGCAUAUUUUGGCUCUCAUGCCCUAUUUACCGAAUCACGACGACAACGGAGAGUUUAAUAUUCCAUUUCCGCCGACCAACGAGGUCUACGUCUUCAACAGAUACGGUCAGCACGCUGCGACCAAGGAUUUGACGUCCGGCAAAACGCGCUACUCGUUUCUCUACAGCAAGAACAUGAGCCUGGGCAAACUGUCGACGGUGACCGAUGCAACGGGCAACAAGAUCCAAUUCUUACGCGACUACAGCAACGCGGUGAGUUCGAUCGAGAACACCCAGGAUCACAAGUGGGAGCUGAAAAUCAGCGGUGUUGGCUUCCUCGAGAGACUGUCGGAAAAAGGGCGCGCUGACGUGACGCUCGGCUACGACAUCGAUACUGGACUACUGACCAGUCGAUCCGGGGGUCGCGAGACCUACAUCUACAACUACGACGAUCUGGGACGCGUCACCGACGCUAUCCUGCCUACUGGUGAAAAAGUCAAGCUCACUUCGGAUCUUACCAAUGACGAGGGCCUAUUAGUCAAAGUUGCUGCGCCAUUGCAAGCCCUGAAACGUGGCGAUACUCAGAGAUUUAUGGAAUUCAAGAUGAGAAACGAACGAUUGAAAAUGCUCACCAUUACCGAUGGUACAAUGGUGAAGAAAGCUACUGCAUUCACCAAUAGUACGCUGGAAGUGCAGCUUCCCGGCGGCGGUAGGAUAGUGAGCGCAGCAUUGACGAAGCAUCCACUGCUCAAGGCAUCGUUGCCCGUUGAGGCGGAAAUGUUACCAAUGUGGAGUUACCAGGCAAUGUCCCUCGGCGAGCUCACCAAUCACAUGCAAACCAGCUACAAUCUCAUCGGUGACGUCAGUCACCUGCAGCAAACUCUUAAUCGCGAGAUCUGGGUGAACGACAGCCGUGUGGUCAGCGUCGAGUUCGAGCAGGCAUUCAGUCGUGAAACAUUCUACGACAAAUCUCGCACCCCAUUGUUGACCGUCACCUUCGACCCGGCCGGCUUACCGUUGCUCUGGCAACCGCACGAGAGAGGUUACAGCUUGAGCAUCCAGUACGACAGAUUCAACAGGAUUCAGAGCUGGAAGUGGGGUUCGUCGGACGAGUCGUACGGCUAUGACAGGCACGGCCAUCUCAGUCAAAUAUCCAAUAGUCAAGAUGGCACCAAGACCUUUACAUACAACGAGCUCAACACCCUGUCCAACAUAACGCUGGCCAGCAACCGUAUCUUCAGUCUGGAGUACGACGACGACGGUGGUCUCAGAUACAUCAUUCUACCCUCUGGUACGAAGCACUCAUUCUCCUGCCAAGCAUCGCUGGGCUUCAUGAGAGUCACUUACACACCACCCGGAAGCUCAAGGUCGUAUCUCCAGCACUAUAGCCACGAGGGUAAUCUUUUGCAAACAGUAUUCCCCGGCGAUGGUGCUCGCAUCGUUUAUCGUUACCACACUUCCGGUCAACUUGCUGAGAUAGUACAUGGCGACGGCAAGAGCGAGAUGCACUACACUGAAACUGGCUUACCGUCGGAGGUUAUUCACUCAGAACGAGACGUCGAGUACAAGUGGGACUACCAAUACAGCGGUGGUCUUUUAGUUGAAGAACGCAUCGACUUUGGAGCCAAGACUGGUCUCAGCAACGCUAAAUUCACCUUCGACUACGACUCCAACUUCCGUCUAGUUGCCGUUCAGGGUCGUAUCGGUGGAUUGACGCUGCCAUCUCACGCCAUGGCCUACAGUCUAAAAACCGGAAUGCUCGAGCAGAUUGGUCAGUUCAAGGUGACUCGACCACAGCCUAACGAAACCACCAUCCACGACGGUAUGGCGAUAUUUUCGCGAACCGUUGACUCGAGAUUCCUCGAGACGCAGAUUACCGUUACCAUCCACGGACUCGAAGUAUUCAGAAUGGAGUUCACUCACGACUCGCGAGGUAGAAUCAAUCAAACUCGCACUUACACGAGAAAUGUUGGUGUCAAUACUUACACUAACGUUAAAAAUUACACUUGGGAUUCUGAUGGUCAACUGACCGGUGUCGAAGCGCAAGAACCUUGGGGCUUCAGAUACGACGUCAAUGGCAACAUGCUAUCGCUGACAUACCGAGGCAACAUCAUUCCGAUGGAGUAUAAUUCAAUGGACCGGAUAAUCAAGUUUGGCGAGGGUUUGUACAAGUAUGACAACCGAGGGUUGGUCAUCCAAAAUGCCCGGGAAGAGAGGUUCAGUUACAAUGCCAAGGGAUUGUUAGUAAGAGCAUUCAAACGUGGCAGAUUCGAUGUCAGAUACUACUACGAUCAUCUGGACAGAUUAGCGGCGAGAAAGGACAACUACGGCAACGUCACGCAAUUCUUCUACAACAAUCAGAAGAGGCCGUACGAGGUCAGCCAGAUCUACAGUCCCAGAGAUGGAAAACUCAUGUCGCUGGUUUACGACGACAGAGGACAUCUCAUCUACGCACAAGUUUACAGGCACAAGUAUUAUAUUGCGACCGACCAAUGUGGCACGCCCAUCAUGAUUUUCAAUCAGUAUGGCGAAGGUAUCAGGGAAAUCAUGAGGUCGCCUUAUGGACAUAUUGUCUAUGACUCUAAUCCGUACCUGUAUCUACCUGUCGACUUCUGUGGUGGUUUGCUUGAUCAGAUCACGUCACUUGUCCAUAUGCCGAAUGGUAAAGUGUAUGAUCCGUUGAUUGGUCAAUGGAUGUCACCACUUUGGGAGGACGUACUCGACAGGCUAAAGAGGCCGACGCACCUACAUCUUUACCGGUUCAACGGCAAUGAUCCAAUCGACGUACGACACUCUACAAAAUCCAAUCUUCCUACGGAUCACACAAGCUGGCUGGCAAACCUCGGCUACGACUUGAAGAGCAUGGCGCCACAACUGUUUCUCGAGAGUCUAGCAAGUAGUUUGGUACCACCGAGUCUCGAGCCACGUACCUCGAUAUUCGGCAAGAAGCGUGAAACAAAUCUCGGCAUCCAAUCAGGCUUUUUGGCCUACAUCAACCAACGACAUUCGAGCGAUGCAGUUGGACUGUCGGCACCGCCACGAUCAGCCUUGAAGAAGGACGUCGCCGAUCUGAUACCUGACAGAUUAGGCGCCGCCUCGGACCCACCAUUCGGUGUUGGCAUUUUGGUAUCGCGAACGAAGACCAAUCAGGCUGUGGUGUCGAGUGUUCCAGCGGCCAACUCCAUUUACAAGGAUGUCUUCACGACGGUCUUCAACGAGUCGUACUUCCUGCCGUUCACCUUCGUCGUUCACAGCUCUCAACAAGAUGCCUUCUACUUCGUGAAGGAGGAAACAUGGCGUGCUCAAGACGAUCAAGGUCAACUGAAACGACUGGGCGGAAAAGUCAACACCACCUUCCACGAUAAUUCGAACGGUAGUGGUAGCGUGAGCGACGUCAAAAUUCACGGACCAAGUUACGUGAUAAACCUUCGCUACGGUACCACCGCCGAGAAGGAACGUCAAAGACUGUUGCAUCACGCAAAGAUGAGCGCCGUGCGUAAAGCAUGGCAUCGCGAACGCGAAGCACUGAAAGCUAACACACCGACGAGCGUGGAAUGGACAGCAGCCGAACAAGACGAAAUAGUGAAGCUUGGUUCGGCAUCGAAUUACGAAGGCGAGUACGUCCACGACGCACAAUUAUAUCCUGAAUUGGCGGAAGAUCCGUACAAUGUGAGAUUCGUGAAGAAAGCUGCCGCGGAAUCGAGUACCGGUAAGAAACGUAGACGACGGAGAGCCAGUUGUAACAUAUGGUGGCUCGACAAGUUCUGCUAGAAGUAUACCAAAGUGUGUGUGUGCUGUGUGCUGCUGUGCGUGAGUGAGUUUUUUUUUGUCACGAGAUGCCAAAAUAAAAAGAAAACGCAUGGGACUUAUCAAAUACACACAAACUCGCCACCCGCGCACGCUCGCGCGCGAUAUAUAGAUGUAUAUGUAUAACUUAUAGACACAAGAGAAAAAUGGGAGAGAUAAAUACGUCCGCGGGCAGAAAAAAUAUAUAAAAGAAAAAAAGGCGCACGAUAUGAAACCUAGUCAAUACGUAGCUUUAAAUGCGGGAUUUUUAAAUGCUCGCGGACGGUGCUGCUAAAUUUUGUCUCCUGAACAAGGUGCAAGGCGUAUUUUUUUCCGAAUGACUAAGGCACUGCCAUAGCGUCCACGUGUGAUGAGAAUGAUAACGAUAAUUUGAGUGUGUGUGAUAUUACGUGAGAGAAAAAGAUACAAGUGAGAUUGUAAUUGUGCUUACGUAUGUAUGUGUAUAUGUAUAUGUAUAUGUAUAUGUAUAUAUACAUAUAUAUAAUGAGAGAGAAUGGCGCUAAGAGCACACUUUCGUCAAAGUUUCUUUUUUAUUAUUGUAAUUGCGUUCGUUGUGUAUAACUACCGCGGAGUAAAACAUCAAAGAACUUUGUAUAUCGUCACGUGUAGCACGUAGCAGCGCGUCGUUGUUGAUUUUGUUUCUUUUCUACGCUUCAAUUCAGUAUAGCGCAACGUAUAAAAAUUACACACACACAUACAAACACACGCAUACUUAUACACACGAUAAACGAACGAAAGUCGAAUUAAAUGUAUAUGUAAUUAUAGAGAAUAUUUAGGAGAAGUGUAUAUUUUUUAUUAGUUAUUCGUGUAAUAUCAAUUGAUAUUUUUUGAGGACAGGCGAGAGAGAUUGAGCGAAAAAAAAGAAAAUACGAUAAUAUGACGUUUUUUCGAUGUUUGCAUACGACAAUUUAUUUUUCAGUUAAAUUAAUUUUUAUGAAUGUGACCAUCAUGAAAUAUAUUGUUUCCUUCUACAAAAACUUGACUGAUUGUCAAUUACGAUUAUAAGAACGUCGAUGGAUCCCUUGGUUCUUCCACGUGCCAUAUGUAUAAAAUACCAGCCGCUAAAGUGUCAUAUUUGUUUUGUAAGAAAGAUAAAAACCAAAAAUAAAAAGCCUGAUGUACAUUUAUUUCAUGUGUUUGUUCACGUGCAGUUGUAUAUUUAAUGAUUGGGGAAAACUUUCUUAUUGCCAGGAUAAUUUUUUUAUUGUACAAUAAUAACAAAAUUAAUUUCACAUGUACAUGAAUUUCAACUUAGCGUCUGCCUUCUCGACCAUUCGUUCGCUGUGCAAAAGAAUCUAUCAAAUGAGACCUUUAUUUCCAGAGAUGAUUAGUUUUACGAAAAGCCAGUAUGUCUGAAACAAAAAAUAAAAUUACAUAAGAACCGUAACAAAAGAUACGAGUGCGUGAGAAUAGUUAAAAAAUAUAAAUUACUAACAAAAUAAUAAUAAUAAUAAUAAUAAUAAUAAUAAUAGUAAUAAUAAUAAUAAUAAUAAUAAUAGUGACAUCUUUACGGCUAGAUAGUGAACGACGAUGUCACUGUCUGUUUUAGAUAAUGAAACAAAAAAAUUGCUACUAGAUGGAUAAAAGAGAACAAAAGUGACUCGUUAAAACUAGGAGCGUGAGAGCUUUGAAAAAUAAAGAUAUCUUUUAAAGUAAAGGAGAUUUAAAUAAAAGGAUUAAAAAAAAAAACGCGAUGGAGAAAAUGAGGAAAAAAAUUCGAAAGCGUUUUGAGACUGACACUUAUUCCAUUCUGUAGCUCAACGGCUGGUUUCUUCCGAUUGGGCCACAGUUUCGAGUUGUGAUCAUCUAAACACGCACCGUCACACUAAUUAUAAUGAUAAUAUCGAACCAAAAGAAAAAGCGUUAACGUAAUUUAUAACGGGGAGUUAGGUAUAAAUGUGUUUUACACGUCAAACUGUCAAAUUGAAUCAACUAUUUUUUAAUAAAAAAAAAACUGAAAAGAAUUAAUCAGAUUAUAAAAUAGAAUUGAAUGCGCGUUUGAAACUCCAUUAUAAUGAUAAAUCGGUCGCUAUUUUCCGUUUGAACGAUGAAAAAGAAAGGAAAAAUUAUUGCUCUUCUGUUCGUUCAGGACGAUGACAAGGAUCGUAUCCUUUUAUAGUAAGCAGGGGGUCGGAUUCGAUCUUUUUUUAGAACAGAUGAUUUGAUUUUCAAGACAGAUUACCAUUUUUGCAUAUGUACGACAUAUGUAUCUACAUACAUUUUAUAUCUAUUGUAAAAAAUAUUUAUAAUGCAUAAAUAAUUUAUUUGUAAUAUGAAACACUAUUGGAUGUAAAUUAUAUUGAGAAAUAAAUUAUCAUGUGCAUGAGCUUAGCAAUGAUCGAAGGUGUUUUGAGUUUAUCUCGUAUAAUUCCAUUUUUCAUGUAAAUUAAUACGUGUAAAGUAAUUAUACUACAUAUGGCUGAUAAAAUCAGCUUGUAAUUUAUAAAAAAUAUACUUUUGAAUAUAGAGACAGUUUUAAAAUGCUUCAUAUAUAUUAAAGAAAAAAAUAUAUAUACUAAUCUUGAAAUAAUGAACUUCUGUGCAAGUACUGAAUUGCCUAUAUUUCUAUGAAGCUACUUUAUACAAUUGAUACUUCUGGAAAGAGCGAAUCCAUACCCCGAGAGAUUUUUCUAAAAGUAAACUUAAUAAACGUUGCAAGAAUUUCCUACAAAUAGAGCACAGAAAUCUCAUUGAAUAUUGCAAAUUCAAAUACACACAGAAUACACAAUACUCGUAUCAAACACACGUAUGCUAAAAAACCGCUUUAUAGGGGCAAAUUAAAAUUACGUUCAAUUUUUUUACGCCAAGUUUUUUUAUCGAAUAAUAAAAACGUGACGACGAGGUUUAAAAGGUGUAACUUUAAACGCGCAUUCGAUUAAUGAAGCUUAAUCAAAGUGUAAUUAAGAAUUUAUAAUCUACUAGAAGGGAAGUCAAAGUUCAUAGAACUUGUAUCAAGAAAAGGCACAAAGUCUCGAGCAAUUGAGGCGUAUAAAAUGAGAAAAAGUGGACAAAACAGAACAAUGCGAAUUUUGUUUUUCGGGCUCUGACGACGACGACCACUAACUAAUCGCUACUUUAAACGUCGCUGAUCUAAUUGUUUAACUGUCAAGUGUUGCUGUAAUGGUUGAAAAGAGAAAAAAAAUGAAGAAAAAAUAAACGAAAAAGGAAAAAUAACCAAAAAAACAAGAAACCUACCGGUAUGACCUAUUGACAUGGACACAUAUACGUAUACAUAUUAUAUUUUAUUUAUAUAAAUAUAUAAGCAAAUACACCUAUAAUUGACUGUAUUUAUUGUACAUAGUACACACCGAUGUUUGCUAUGACGUACUGGAUAUAUCUGUACUUGAAUGGUUAAUAAGAAGAACACUUAUCUAUGACACGAGGAAACAAAGGAAAAAAAUGAUUAAACUAAGAUGUAUGAUUAAUGAUUUUUUGGGAGAGAGAUGAAUCGUUUAUUAACGUGCCCGCGCCUCAACGGAUUCUCGCCUCCCUCUUACCUACCCUUUUUAAAAUGCGAACGAAUUAAGAAAGGCGGAGACACAUACACACUCACACUUAUACGUGGAAUAAACAUAUAAUUACGGUGUAUGAGAGAUGAAAGCGCGCAGACCAAUUGUCAUUCGAAAAGAAAAAAAAUAUAAAGAAAAAUGGGAAAGCUGAAUGUAAUGUGUUUAUUAUAUGUCGUAAACGUUAUAGCUCGGCGAAGAAAAUUAAGUAAAAAAGAAUAAACACGCAUGUAUGAUUUGUUUGUUUUUACAUGUAUAUCGCUCUGUGCUUCUUGUAGUCCAUUAAUCACCUUACACUUCGAAUUGUAUCAUUUGAAAAAUAAGACGAUUCAAAGUGUAGAAUAAAGAAUGAUUUUUCGUGUAAUAAUUGUAUUACAUGAAUAUAAAAGCUGACUGUGUUAUAUAAACGUUAAUUUGCGCUGCGAAUAAUCUUGCGACGAGACUCGCUGUUUUUUGUGAUGUCCUCGCGUUUGUGCUAUUUUUAUAAAAAAUAAGAAUUUAAAUGACAAAAAAAAAAGAAAUAAAAACACGAAAGACUCGUACAAGGGAAACGCGGUAAUUUUCCUCGUAUUUAAAAUUCGUAUUUAAAAUUAGUUUUGCUAAUUUCACGCACACCCGUGAACACUAAACUGCCGAUAUGUAUUUUUACGCUUAUUGUCAUUGUCCGUUUGAGAUCUGCCCAAAAAUGAAAUUAUAAACGAAGAGAAGCAUUUCGAAUGAUAACUACGACGAUCAUUAAGAAACUUCACUUUAUUUUUCGCGAAUUGCGAAAUUUUGUUAAUCACGAGCUCGUCACAAACACAGAUGUCAAUAUUACACUCGUAAAGAAAAAAUGAAAAAAAAAAGGAAGAAAUAGAAGCGUUUUAGAAGAAUUAAUCACUUGAUUGCUGUAAAGGCGUGGAGUUUAAAAGAUGCUUUCGGUAUAACGCAUAAUUGUAUACCGCGAAGGUGAGCGAUGAAGUUUCCAAUCGAUCGCGAUUUUUCAUCUGACCGAAUCGACAGAAAAUUCAGCGCUCGGGUUUUCGUUUUAAUCUGAAUCGCGACUACGAGAUUUAUGUAAAGGAAACGAAUUUUCAAAUUGCCUCUUUCUAUUGUACUCGCGCACCAUUUCAUGAGCGUAGUCACAAUUUGGACAAGGAGGGGAUAAUGUACUUUAGGACGACUUUUGACUUUCGAAUUUUUCAUAUUUGAAGAAGUUUAAAUUUAAAUGAACAAACGAAAAAUAAAAUAAAUAAAUGAGAGAGAGAGAGAGAGAGAGAGAGAGAGAGAGAGAGAGAGAGAAUGAGAGAAAGGAUGGGAUUGAUACUAAUGAAAAGCGAACUGGAGAAGCUCCACGUACAGUCGCGACUCUCAACCCAACCAGCAUGUCCAACAAUUUACGAUAUAAUUAUAAG
Messenger RNA from Phymastichus coffea, 13820 nucleotides. It is a transcript of the gene Ten-a, whose product is annotated as teneurin-a. The record is from RefSeq and is a predicted model, not a curated record. Gene Ontology annotation, biological process: motor neuron axon guidance. Bases 728 to 8884 code for a protein of 2718 amino acids. The transcript is spliced from 22 exons. NCBI's taxonomy places the organism in Eukaryota, Metazoa, Arthropoda, Insecta, Hymenoptera, Eulophidae.